Messenger RNA from Syngnathus typhle (broad-nosed pipefish), 1108 nucleotides. RefSeq names its product transcription factor Spi-B-like. Gene Ontology annotation, biological process: cell differentiation; regulation of transcription by RNA polymerase II. The record is from RefSeq and is a predicted model, not a curated record. Lineage: Eukaryota; Metazoa; Chordata; Actinopteri; Syngnathiformes; Syngnathidae. The transcript is spliced from 4 exons. Gene Ontology annotation, cellular component: nucleus. The coding region runs from base 61 to 903 and encodes 280 amino acids. Gene Ontology annotation, molecular function: sequence-specific DNA binding; DNA-binding transcription factor activity, RNA polymerase II-specific.
CUAGCUGGUCACUUCAAAUUGAAGUUGAAUAUUAAUGAUGCCCAAUGCAUAUGAACUAAUAUGGCUGCCACAAAGCGCGUUAAAAAACAUCACUUCUGGUUCUUUUUUUUCCGACAGAUGGCUUACGUGACUGAGCUCAGACUCGGUGGGGCUCGGGGUUCCUGGAUCGGAGCCACGCCCUCAUCCUGCCCGGAGGUGGAUCUGGAGGUCAUCGAGGAGUAUCUUCAGGAGCAUUCCCUGGAGGUCCAGCCUUCCUGCACGCAUGCUUCGCCUCCGAGCAAUGCGGCGCAGUACGUGCAUUCUCACCACGGCGCCAGGAUCAUCGAGAAUAACUGGUCAGGCCAGCAUGCCUAUGAGUGGCACUGCGGUGCUCCCAAUAAGGAAUACGAGGAGCAAGCACCACCUCCGGCCUGGCCCUGUCCGCAUCAGAACCAAUGGGAUCACGUGGCAUAUUCCGAUAAGCCGAUCGUUUGUAUGGAUUCGGACUCUCAGUCCAGUUGCUCCCAGUACCACGAAUAUCACGACGCGCCUUCUCCCACUUCCGAUAGCGGAGGCGGAUCCAACAAAGACCCUUUACGUCUUGCUCCACUUUCAGGAAGGAGGAAGGAGCGCUUGUUCCAGUUCCUGUUUGAGAUGCUGCAAACGCCGGCAAUGCGAAGCUGCAUCUGGUGGGUCCAGUCCUCUUCGGGUACAUUUCAGUUCUCUUCCCAAAAUAAAGAGAGGCUGGCAGAGAUAUGGGGCCGCCGAAAAGGGAACCGCAAGACAAUGACGUACCAGAAAAUGGCACGGGCCUUGAGGAAUUACGCCCGCACGGGCGAGAUCCAAAAGGUCAAGCGGAAACUCACGUAUCGCUUCGAUGAGAAGACGCUGAGAGGCCUCCAAGGAGAUGCCGAUAUGGUGUGAAGGGAAAAGUCGACAAGAUAGAAAUACUGAGUAUUUGAGAGGCAGAGAAAAGGAAAACAUAAUCUGAUAGAUUGUUGCAAGAUAUCUACUUUAUAAGUAGGACCUCUUAAUCACCUAAUACACAUUUUGGUUGUUGUGGUUGUGUAAUACAAAUCUUUUAUUUGUGCGUGUUGUCUUUUUAUGAUAAUAAAUAUUUUUGGAAUUG